This is a messenger RNA of Artibeus jamaicensis (Jamaican fruit-eating bat), 669 nucleotides long. It is a transcript of the gene MRPS14, whose product is annotated as mitochondrial ribosomal protein S14. Gene Ontology annotation, biological process: translation. The transcript is spliced from 3 exons. Gene Ontology annotation, molecular function: structural constituent of ribosome. Lineage: Eukaryota; Metazoa; Chordata; Mammalia; Chiroptera; Phyllostomidae. The record is from RefSeq and is a predicted model, not a curated record. Gene Ontology annotation, cellular component: mitochondrial small ribosomal subunit; ribosome. Bases 47 to 433 code for a protein of 128 amino acids.
GGCGGAGUCAAUAAAGUUGUAGGGGUUUGACUUUGCGGCGGACAACAUGGCGGCCUCCACGCUAGGCUUGCUGCUGCGGAGCUUCCGGCAGAUGGUUCCUUCAUCAGUUUCAGGUCAAGUUCGAGGUUACUACGUAGACUGGAGAAUGUUGCGUGAUGUGAAGAGGCGGAAAAUGGCCUACGAAUAUGCAGACGAGAGGCUCCGGAUUAAUUCGCUCAGGAAGAACACCAUUUUGCCGAAAAUCCUUCAGGAAGUGGCUGAUGAAGAAAUUGCUGCCCUUCCCCGGGAUAGCUGCCCCGUGCGAAUCAGAAACCGGUGCGUGAUGACAUCCCGGCCACGUGGUGUGAAGCGGCGCUGGAGGCUCAGCCGCAUCGUCUUCCGUCACUUAGCCGACCACGGGCAAAUGUCUGGGGUCCAGCGGGCCAUGUGGUGAUCCGCCCCAGAGCCUACGAGCGUCCAGGGAAAUUGGCUGUGACAAAAGACUUUCCUAAGACAGAAGCCCUUUUCCCAUCUAGCACGGGAGUCUAGUCUGCCUGAUGCCGUUACACUUAAAUUUUCAGUGAAGACAUUUGGGUGGUUCAUCCUUUGGUGAAUUCUCUUUCCCCAAUUCAGUCGUUGGACUGAAUUAAAUAUGCUGUUCUCAUGCAUGGUGCAGAAUAAUAAAAAAUA